AGAGUUAAGAAGUAAGAAGUCGAGAAGCUAUGGGCCGGGCACGCAGGCCGCCAGCCGGGCCGCACCGGCACUGCGAGGUAUGCUUCAACCGUCACUGCCACGUCCCCGCGGAGCCGGGCAUCUCCUGCCUGGUGACCAGCUGCCGCCUGCUGUGCGGUGCCACCUUCCACGUGUGCAAAGAGGCGGAGCACGAGCUGCUGUGCCCGCAGGCGCAGGUGCCAUGCCUCAACUCGGCCUACGGCUGCCCUCUGUCCAUGUCGCGCCACAAGCUGGCCAAGCACCUGCACGCGUGCCCGGCCAGCGUGGUGUGCUGCUCCAUGGAGUGGAACCGCUGGCCCAACGUGGACUCCGAGACGGCGCUGCACGAGAACAUCAUGAAAGAGCAGCCCGGCGAGGAGUGUUUGGACACCGCCCUGGCCCUCCAGGACCAGAAGGUUCUAUUCAGCUCCUUGAAAAUGGUGGAGCUCUUCCCAGAAUCCAGAGACCCCGCGGAGGAUGCGGGCGCGCAGCAGGAGGAGCUGGGGGGCGCAGUGGGCGGAGAGGAGGAGGAUGCCAGCCUGGCACCUCACCCUCUGCCCGCCGCCCACCGCCGCCGGGACGUGGUGGAGCUGGGCCAGGAGGAACGAGAGGCGCUGGCGAAAACCAAGGAGGGCAUGGACCUGGCCAGGUUCGGCGAGUGGGAGAACAUGUUCCGCAAAGAGCACGCGGCGGCCACCCUCCUGGCGGGGGGUGACAGCGGGACCUCGGCGGGCAGAGCGCCAGGUGGCACGGUGGGUGCGGAGCGCGCGGCGGCCCGGGGGCGAGGGGCGCAGGCCACCCCGCAGCAGCAGCAGCAGCAGCAGGACUUCGCCGCGGCCACGGAGGUGACCGGCCUCGCCCCCUGGCAGGACGGAGUCCUGGAGAGGCUCAAGACGGCCGUGGACGCCAAGGAUUACAAUAUGUACCUGGUGCACAACGGGCGCAUGCUCAUCCACUUCGGCCAGAUGCCAGCUUGCACGCCCAAGGAGAGGGACUUCGUCUACGGCAACCUCGAGGCCCAAGAGGUCAAGACCGUGUACACCUUCAGGGUGCCCGUGAGCUACUGCGGAAAGCGGGCACGCCUGGGCGAUGCCCUGCUGAAGGGCCGGCCCAGUGAACACAAGGCCGUGGACACCGCGGACCUGGGCGUCACGGUGCAGGACCUGCCCAAGUGCGACCUGGUCAAGACCACCCUGCAGUGCGCUUUGGAGAGGGAGCUCAAAGGGCACGCCAUCUCCGAAUCCAGGAGCAUCGACGGGCUCUUCAUGGAUUUUGCCACCCAGACGUAUCGCUUUGAGCCGGAGCAGUUUUCCUCGGGCACCGUGCUGGCUGACCUUCUGAGCGCCGCCGGGCCCGGGGGUCUCCACGUGGAGCUGCACAGCGAGUGCGUGACCCGUAGGCACAACAAGAGCAGCUCGGCCUUCACGUUCACCUGCAGCAAGUUCUUCCGCCGGGAUGAGUUUCCCCUGCAUUUCAAGAACGUCCACUCGGACAUUCAGUCGUGCCUCGAUGGCUGGUUCCAACACCGAUGCCCCCUCGCCUACUUGGGAUGUACCUUCGUGCAGAACCACUUUCGCCCCCCGGGGCACAAGGCGAAAGUCAUCUACAGCCACGAGCUCAAGACCUUCGCCAUCAAGCCCGAGGUUGCCCCUGAGCUCAGGGAGGGGAGGAAGAGCGACCCUCCGCCUGGCCAUGGAGGAAAAAGCCAAUAUUCUCUGACCAGCCUGCCCCUGGAGGUCCUGCAAUACAUCGCCGGGUUCUUGGACAGCGUCAGCCUGUCCCAGUUGUCCCAGGCGUCAGUGCUCAUGAGGAAUAUCUGCGCCACUCUGUUACAAGAAAGAGGCAUGGUCCUCUUGCAGUGGAAAAAGAAGAGGUAUUCCCACGGAGGCACCUCCUGGAAGGUCCACCGACAGAUCUGGCAGUUCAGCAGCCUCUUCUCCCAAAUCAAGAACUGGGAGUUCAAUGAAGUCACCUCCAUGUCUGAACACCUGAAGACCUGCCCUUUCAACAUUGUGGAGCAUAAGACUGACCCCAUCCGUUUGACCAGCAUGUGUCAGCCCCAUGAGCAGACCCGGGAGAGCUUAGUGUCCACCUUUAGAGCCAGACCACGGGGACGACACACCUAAAGACUCGCAGGCUUGACUCCCUCCUUGGUGUGAGUGAACGUAGAACAAUUUGAGGAUGACGUACCUGCCUCUCUGGGUGCGGGCCCUGUCCACGCUGGAAAAUGCAACAUCUGUCUGGCCUC
Messenger RNA from Jaculus jaculus (lesser Egyptian jerboa), 2266 nucleotides. RefSeq names its product F-box protein 40 (gene Fbxo40). Gene Ontology annotation, cellular component: cytoplasm. The coding region runs from base 30 to 2144 and encodes 704 amino acids. The record is from RefSeq and is a predicted model, not a curated record. NCBI's taxonomy places the organism in Eukaryota, Metazoa, Chordata, Mammalia, Rodentia, Dipodidae. Gene Ontology annotation, molecular function: protein binding; ubiquitin protein ligase activity; zinc ion binding. The transcript has 3 exons.